Musca vetustissima is the source of this 1236-nucleotide messenger RNA. RefSeq lists its product as uncharacterized. Lineage: Eukaryota; Metazoa; Arthropoda; Insecta; Diptera; Muscidae. The record is from RefSeq and is a predicted model, not a curated record. The transcript is spliced from 2 exons. The coding region runs from base 4 to 1236 and encodes 410 amino acids.
AAUAUGACGGAAAAUAAUAACGUACCAUCAUGGAUUCAAGCAAAUCUCUUUGAAAAAAUCUUACGCGAUACAAUACCAAAUUUUAAAGAAAUUAAAAAUUUCAAAGCCUUCAAUGCUUUGCCACCGGGAGAAAAUUAUGCCACGGUCAUGCUGAAACUCCAAUUUGAAGUGGAACUCAACGAUGGAACCGCUAUGACAGAUACACUAAUGAUGAAAGUCCCCCAUGACACCGAGUUAUAUCGUGAGGAAAUAUCCAAAUGGCAAAUGUUCACCAUUGAAGCUUUGACAUAUAACGACUUUGUCAGGGAGUUUGAACAAAUGUACCGGGAAGUGGGAUUAAAUAUAAAAUUAAGUCCACAAUCCUAUCAAAUACCCAUCGAAGAGGAAUACAUUUUGCUGGAAGAUUUAAAAAAGCAGGGUUUUCGUAACACUAAACGGCAAGAUGGUUUAAAUAUCGAUCAUUGUAAAUUGGUACUCAAGAAGCUGGCUCAGUGGCAUGCAGCCUCUGCGGUAAGAAUUGAACGCAAAGGCCACUAUCCACAGGAAUAUGUUCAAGGCCUAAUCAAUAAAAAGGGUUUUGAAUUCUUUCGAACUGUAAUGCAAACAUGUGCCAAAAAUGCUGUUAAAUCUGCCAAAACUCUACCCGGACAUGAAUUAUAUUUAGAGCAAAUGGCCAAAUUGGGAGAGACAUUUACGGAGAAUUUCUAUGAAAAGACCGCAGCCGAUCCUAACGAAUUUAAUGUCUUAAAUCAUGGAGAUACCUGGAGCAAUAAUAUUAUGUUCCAAUAUGAUGAGCAGGACAAUGUCAAAGAGUGUUACUUUGUUGAUCUGCAGAUUCCAAAAUAUGGUUCAUUAGCUCAAGAUGUUCUCUAUUUUCUAAUGACAUCAUCGCAACUGGAGGUGAAAAUAAAUUGUUUCGAUGAAUUGAUACGUUAUUACCACGGGCAUUUGAAGACACACUUGCAAUUGUUGAAAUAUUCCAAGGCAAUACCCACUCUGGGUGAUAUACAUCGAGUACUGAUAAACAAUAGCAGCACUUGGGCUGUAUUUGCUUUGUGGAACGUCUUACCAGCUGUUCUGGCACCUCCGUCCAAAGAUGCCAAUGUUGAUAAUCUAGUUGGAGAUAGCGAAGAAAGUAAUAAAUUUAAAGAGCUGAUAUAUUUCAAUGACAACAUAAGGAAGCAUUACGAACUUGUAUUUCCCUGGUUAUACCAUAGGGGUGCAUUUGAUUUGUAA